Messenger RNA from Temnothorax curvispinosus, 2559 nucleotides. Its product is annotated as protein fem-1 homolog B-like. Gene Ontology annotation, biological process: positive regulation of transcription by RNA polymerase II. The record is from RefSeq and is a predicted model, not a curated record. Gene Ontology annotation, cellular component: nucleus. The transcript has 10 exons. NCBI's taxonomy places the organism in Eukaryota, Metazoa, Arthropoda, Insecta, Hymenoptera, Formicidae. Bases 1 to 1962 code for a protein of 653 amino acids. Gene Ontology annotation, molecular function: transcription cis-regulatory region binding; protein binding.
AUGGAGACCGCGUGCGAGAUAAUUGAUGAGCCCCAGCAGUCGCUGGUCAAGCGGAUUUAUUAUUCGGCGAGGGACGGAAUGGCGAUCGCGCUCUACAGCUUGCUGAACGACAAGUCCGACGUCGACGUUAAUUAUCUGAUUAACCAGAAAGUCUUAGAAGAUGAUGGACAAAGAUGUACACCUUUAAUAGUUGCCGCGCGUUAUGGACAUAAUAAGGUAGUCAGAAUGUUGCUCGACAAGUUCAAGCCUGAUUUAGAGCAGGAAGGAACGGUUAAAUUCAACGGAUAUGUCAUUGAAGGUGCCAGUGCCCUUUGGGCUGCAGCAGGAGCCGGACACUUGAACGUUCUUAAAACUCUCGUGAAGGCAGGAGCAAACGUCAAUCAUCCAACAAAAACUAAUUCUACGCCUCUUCGAGCGGCGUGUUUUAAUGGACGUUUGGACAUCGUUAAAUACUUGAUCAAUCAUCAGGCAGAUUUAAAUAUUCCCAACAUGUUUAACAACACUUGCCUUAUGAUAGCAUCGUACAAGGGACACCUGGAUAUUGUUAAUUUUCUAUUAGACAAAUCGGCAGAUCCGAACAAGAAAGCAUAUUGCGGGGCGACGGCGUUGCAUUUUGCCGCCGAAUGUGGACACAGUGCCAUCGUGUGCGAGCUACUGAAGUACAGUACGGAAAUGACGAAGAAUGUGAGCGGCAUGACACCUUUAAUAACGGCUGCCGAGCGGACGCGCGCGGAAGUCGUUGAAUAUCUAGUGCAAAGGAGAGAAGUAACGAAGGAAGAAGUAAUAGAUGCUUAUGAGCUACUCGGAGCAUCAUACGCUAAUGAUAAGGAUAAUUAUUGUCUAACUAAAGCGUACAUGUAUCUGUAUAAGGCAAUGGAGUUAAGGUAUAGUGAUACUGAUAAUAUUGUACAUAAGCAACUAGGUUCGACUGUGAAAGCAUAUGAGAAUUGGAAGGAAUGCGAGACGUUAGAAAAAUUAGAAAGUAUCAAAGACAAUCCCAAUGCCAUACAUAUGGAAUCGCUCGCUAUUCGGGAGAGAAUAUUAGGUCUCCAUAAUCCAGAACUGCCACAUCCUAUAGUAUUCAGAGGCGCCAUAUUUGCGGAUAACGCCAGAUUCGACAGAUGUAUAGACUUGUGGUUGCACGCUUUGAAACUGCGACAGCUCAAUGAUAUAUCCAUUGUGACAGACCUCCUUCGAUUUGCGCAAGUCUUCUCGCAAAUGAUACACGUGGGUGUCGAUCUAGAUAUUUCUCAAGUGAUAAACGUUCUUGAGGCAAGCGUAACGGAGUUGCAUAGGAACAAGGCCAAAAUCCAGAAUCCAGAUUCCAAGGAUGACAUCGAUCAAUUUGUUGAAGAGAUGGAAUCGAAUAUUACAACGACUCUAUAUAUUCUAACGAUUCUGACCAAACUGAUGACACUUAACGGAGACAGAUGUGAUGAAUCGGAUUUAACACAGGCGCAUCAUCUGGUGCAUAAAUUAUGUGCGUUACGGGUAUGCUUGAAGGACGGGCAGACUCUGUUACAUCUUGCUGUGAAUGCCGAAACUCCCGUCGACGAUUUUCACACUAAUGACGUGUGCAAAUUUCCAUGUGCAGCUACAGCGCGAUUACUGAUUCAUUGCGGUGCUGACAUAAACGCAAUGGAUAACGAAAGAAAUACACCGCUCCACAUUAUUGUCGGUUACAGUAAAGCAAUUAGCGAUUUUGCGACCUUACAUUCAAUUAUAAUAGAUCUUAUAGAAGCUGGAGCGCAUAUGGAUACUGUAAAUAAUAGAGGAUAUACACCGUACGAUGCGGUUACCACGGGUGUAGCUAAAAUAAUAUUACGUACUCAGACUAAAUUGUCUUUAACGUGUAUGGCAGCCAAAGCAAUUAAGACUUACGACCUGCCCUAUCGUGGUAAUGUUCCACGUUCACUCGAAAGUUUUAUAGAGCUUCAUGGGCCUGGGCUUAAUCAGAGUUGACAAGCCUUUAAUUUACCACGAAGCAUCGAAAUUUUCUUGUACAAUGUACGUAGACUGCGUUCGCUUUGGGCGCUUUCGUGCUGAAAGCGUCAGUCCAUCUUUAUGCUCAUUACAUGUUGAAAAGAUGGAGUUAUGCUUUCAGCACGAAAGCAUCCAAAGCGAACGCAGCCGUAAUACUUAAUAUAAUAUUUUUGUACAAAAAAAUAUGCUAAAUAUCUGAAUAAUCUAAAAUUCUGUAUGUUGCACAAUAAUUUGAUAUAUCCUAUAUAAAAUCAGAAUUCUAGAUAUCUCGUGAGAUACUAACGUGCAAUUUACAUAAAAUUAUAUAAAAAUUAUCACGCGAUUCGUAAAACUUUUUAUGAUGUAAGCUCCUAUUCAACGAUACACGUAUAUAUUGAGAAUUGUCUUUUUAUAUUAAAUAUUGUACUUUAUAGACGGUAAAUAGUAUCGCUACAUAGUCGCUGCGUAACAAAGUGUUUAAAUAAUUAGCGGCUAUUGUGCAUUCAACUUUUUGCAAUUUUUCGUUUUCAUCGAUUUUAACUGUAAUUACUGUGAUAAAUGAAAUCAAAUUAAAUAAACUUUUCAAACUACAGCAAA